Desarmillaria tabescens is the source of this 723-nucleotide messenger RNA. RefSeq lists its product as uncharacterized. The transcript has 4 exons. The coding region runs from base 39 to 536 and encodes 165 amino acids. NCBI's taxonomy places the organism in Eukaryota, Fungi, Basidiomycota, Agaricomycetes, Agaricales, Physalacriaceae. The record is from RefSeq and is a predicted model, not a curated record.
UUGACCUUGCAAAAAACUUGAAUCAGCUCAGCACCAUCAUGGUCAAAGAAUUCAGCCUUCCGCAGGAGCUCAUCGACCGCUUCGUCGACGAAUUCCAAGACGACCAUCUAACCCUAGCAAAAUUCCUCCUCAUAUCCCGCUCCUUCCGAGACAGGGCCCGAUACCACAUUUUCAGAGUAUUUGUUCUAUAUCGAUUCCCAGACUCGAAGCGGAAGUUAAUCACCCAAAUAUUCACCGAAGACAUUUCGAUCCCUCCGCUCGUCAAGUCCCUACAUAUAUACCCAUUUGAUCCACAGAUGAAUAUCAUCCUCCCACUCCUGCAAGACGUGAACCACAUACACUUACAAACGGGCUCCAAAGAACUUCACCGAUUUAUCAAAGACGCCCAGGUUCUGUCGACUAGGGCUUCGCACUGUACCGUAUACGGUAUACGGCCAUCAGCUCCAAUCCGUCGACGGCGUACCGGCCGUAUGAGUACGUCCGUCACGGCCGUGUGUACGGCCGUAUGUAAGGAGCUGGGCUUGCUUAUUUUCUGAUACACCUCAACAUCGUCACCCUCGUUGGAGAACCGGUUCUCACUAUAAAGAAAUACCCCUAACAGGUGUACAGUUGCGUCAUCAGUCCCAAGUACGCAAGAACACCUCUAAAUUAGUCUGCAAUGGCCUGGAAAUAAAUGGUAAUGAAAGCGAUUCAGGGCUACAUACCGUACACACGGCCCUCGAC